AGAGAAGCCGUAAACCACAUUUCUGAAAAAUAGUAAUUGGAGAACAUACAGUGUUCUACAGUAAGAUGUCUGGAAAAGAUUGAUAAAAUUAUGAAAAUAUCCAGCAUAUGUUAUAGUGAGCAUCACGGCAUUGACAGUAAUGCUUUAUUGCCCAUAUUUCCCAUAACUGGAAAAGGGGAGCUGCUUUCCUUUAGUAGCACUGGACAGAAACGCCUUGGGGUGUGGGGUGCUGUCUGAUUACAGAGAGAGCAGCUCUUGAAUGGGGAAGGAAACACCUCCACUGUGACUUUUUGCACAUUGCAUUUGCACAAAUUACUCUCUGAAACAGUCUCAAAGAAUGUCAUUUUUAUAAAGCACUGUGUUCAUUUGAAAAGAUAGAGGUAGACUGAAAUUCUGAAUUUUAGGGAAUUUUCCUACAAUAUGCAUACUUGUGAAGUUUGCAUUGUUAAAUUUCAUUUGAUUUGACAAAUCCGUAUUAAGAGUAUAUGGUGUCCAGGUACAGAGGCUGCCCCAGAAACAAGACAGAAGUAGGCAGAGAACCUUGGCUCUCAUGGAACACGGUUUUGGUUAGAAGCAACAGAUAAGGGUAAUAAAUUUAUAGCAUGCUAGUAAGUUCUAUAGUACGGUGUGUUGGGUAGGAGUUGCAGAGAGAAAGGUAUGCGGUGAAGGCCGGGUGGUGAUGGUCUAGGCCACACUGAAGAGGCAACAUUUGAGCAAAGACUGAAAGAGAGUGGGAAGAGUUGGGGACCAGAGCCGCCAGAAGAAAGUGUUUCCGGGGUGGGAAAAGUCAGGGACUCUGAACAAAGCCAGGGCAGCUGGAGUGGAGUGAGAGGGAUGUCGGGAGGGUCUGGGAGGACGGCGGGGUGGCCCAAGGCAGUGCUUUACUGAGUGAAAUGGGCGGAGCAGCGUGUGAAUGUGAUCAGACUUCUUUUACAGAGAUCAUCUGCAAUGCUGGAAGGGAAAAGACAAAUGAAGAGGUUAUUGCAACGAACAGCCAGGCAAGAGAUGCAAACGUUUUUUGCAAAGGUGUGUGUGUAUAUACAUCCUUGCACUGGACAGCCACGAAGCACUCACUGUGAAGUAAGGAUGUGGUUUCAAAUCGCUCACCUAUUCACAGCGGGUCAAUCGGGAAAGCACUCCCACUCAGUACAGCCAUUACGGGAAAAGGGCUAGCUCCUUACAGGAUCCUCAACUGUGGAGAGGCCGGGAGCCCACGCGGGGCGCUGGGGAGUCUCUCAGCACCCCAGGGGCUCGGGCAGGGACCCGAGCCGCGCCCUCCCUCCCGGGGGUGCCCUGGUGUCGAGGCUGCCCAGCGGAGCUGGCGGCUCUCUCCCUCGAAGUAGAAGGUGCUGGACCCGAACUCCAGUGGAGCCGCACAACACGUGGAGAAAAAGCGCCAGGACAGCCAACCUUCCCACCUUUUCAAACCUGAAACCCGGCCGGCCGGGGGCGGCUGGAACGUUCAGUGCGGACCCGUGCCUCAGGCGCCUUGUUCUCAGCCCCCGACCGCCCCGCGACCUCCCAUCUCGUCUCCGCCCUCCCUCCCCAACCUCCAUCCUCCCCCCUACAAACCCCAUCCUCCCGCCCUUCGGCAGCGCGCGGCUGGCACGGAACAGGCAGCGCACACACUAGAACAGGCGCCACCGUUCAGGAAGUCUCUACAAGACCAGGACCCUGAGGCCUCUGUAAGUGCCGGGACCGGAACCAACCACGCAGAGCGACUAAGGACGGGGCAAGAGCCGAGAGAACCCGCUACCGCCCGUUGAACUCCCACCGCCCCGACAGCGCGCUUCCGCGAUUGCGCACGCGCGCUGCGCACCACGCCCCGGAAGAGUUCCUAGGCUCGUGACGGUGACCCGGAAGCAGCCCCCGGUGUCGGGGCAGGAGGGACGCGCGCGGCUGAGGCGAGGUCGCUCAGCGAAGCUGUUGCGGGGCCAUGGCGGGGACGGCGCUGAAGAGGCUGAUGGCCGAGUACAAACACCUGCGCCCCCUGGACAUCCUGGCGGAGGUGGUCCCUUCUGAUGGCGCCACAAGCGGGAUCAGGAUAGUUCAGGUUCACGGUGCACGGGGACUGCAGCUCUCGGCAGCCGCCCCCCACGUCAUGAGCUUCCCCGCAUCCAGGAUUUUCUCCCAGUGUGACCUCUUCCCUGAAGAAUUUUCCAUCGUUGUAACCUUGAGAGUUCCCCAUCUUCCACCCAAGAGGAACGAGUACCUGCUGACGGUGGUGGCGGAGGAGAGCGACCUGCUGCUGCUGGGCCUGCGGUUCUCGCCUGCCCAGCUGCACUUCCUGUUCCUUCGCGAGGACACGGCCGGCGCCUGGCAGACCCGAGUGUCCUUCCGCAGCCCGGCCCUGGUGGACAGUCGCUGGCACACGCUGGUCCUGGCUGUGUCUGCAGGCAUCUUCUCCCUCACCACGGACUGCGGCCUCCCAGUGGACAUAAUGGCCGAUGUGCCCUUCCCGGCCACCCUGUCGGUGAGAGGAGCCCGAUUCUUCGUCGGCAGCCGGAGGAGAGCCAAAGGCCUGUUCACGGGCCUGGUGAGGCAGCUGGUCCUGCUGCCCGGCUCAGACGCCACCCCAAGGCUGUGUCCCAGCAGGAAUGCCCCGCUGGCAGUGCUGUCCAUCCCACGGGUCCUGCAGGCUCUCACGGGGAAGCCAGAAGAUAACGAGGUGCUAAAAUAUCCCUACGAAACCAACAUUCGAGUGACGCUGGGACCCCGGCCACCGUGUACCGAGAUGGAAGACGCCCAGUUCUGGUUUGAUGCUAGCCGGAAGGGGCUGUACCUGUGUGUUGGCAACGAGUGGGUCUCCGUGUUAGCAGCCAAAGAAAGACUGGACUACGUGGAGGAGCAUCAGAACUUGUUCACCAACUCAGAGACCCUGGGCAUCGAGGUGUUCCGCAUCCCCCAGGUGGGGCUUUUCGUGGCCACAGCCAACCGCAAAGCCACAUCCGCAGUCUACAAGUGGACGGAAGGGAAGUUCGUCUCCUAUCAGAACAUCCCCACGCACCAAGCACAGGCCUGGAGGCAUUUCACCAUCGGGAAAAAGAUCUUCCUGGCAGUGGCUAAUUUUGAACCAGAUGAAAAGGGUCAGGAGUUCUCUGUCAUUUACAAAUGGAGCCACAGAAAGCUGAAGUUUACCCCAUAUCAGAGCAUUGCCACACACAGCGCCCGAGACUGGGAGGCCUUCGAGGUGGAUGGGGAGCACUUCCUGGCGGUGGCCAACCACCGGGAAGGCGACAACCACAACAUCGACAGCGUCAUCUACAAGUGGAACCCGGCAACCCGGCUCUUCGAGGCCAACCAGACCAUUGCCACCUCUGGCGCCUACGACUGGGAGUUCUUCAGUGUGGGGCCCUACUCGUUCCUGGUGGUGGCCAACACCUUCAACGGCACCUCCACAAAGGUGCACUCGCACCUCUACAUCCGGCUCCUGGGCUCCUUCCAGCUCUUCCAGUCCUUCCCGACAUUCGGUGCUGCGGACUGGGAGGUCUUCCACAUUGGGGAGAGGAUCUUCCUCGCUGUGGCGAACAGUCACAGCUACGAUGUGGAGAUGCAAGUCCAGAAUGAUUCCUACGUCAUCAACUCAGUCAUCUACGAGCUGAACGUGACCGCGCAGGCCUUUGUCAAGUUCCAGGACAUCCUCACCUGCAGCGCUCUGGACUGGGAGUUUUUCUCGGUGGGAGAAGAUUACUUCCUGGUCGUCGCUAACUCCUUUGAUGGGCGCAGCUUCUCGGUGAACAGUAUUAUUUACAGGUGGCAGGGCUACGAGGGCUUCGUGGCGGUGCACAGCCUCCCCACCGUCGGCUGCAGGGACUGGGAGGCCUUCAGCACCACGGCCGGCGCCUACCUCAUCUACUCCAGCGCCAAGGAGCCCCUCUCCAGGGUCCUGCGGCUGAGGACGCGCUGAGGCCGCGGCUGUCCAGGAGCAACUGGGGUGGCCAGGCGGGGCGGGACCCCAGCACCUCCCCCCAAGUGGCCGUGGACAUCCAGGUGGGCCGAGCCUAGGGCAGCCCAGGCCUGGGCAUCAGGCAGGGUGCAGGUGGGGCCAUCUGCAGCCCUAGUUCGGGCAGGGACGUCCAUCCACCUCUGGGUCCUUCUGAGCCACAGCCCCAGUGACAGUCCGGGUCUUACAGGUGGAGGCCCAGAGCCCCUGCCAGCACUCGCCCAUCUGAAUGUCAAGCAGGGAUUUCACUGUCAAGGAACCGUUUCUAUAAAUUUUUACCUCAAACAACAGGACCUCGGCUUGUGUCCCCACUCCUGCAGAGUGCGCCCGGCCGCCUGAGCCAGUGUGGUGCCAUCCCACCAUUGCCGCCACCUAUUUAUUGUGUUUUAUCUGAAGGGAACUGUAUUUAUAUUGCUGUUCACAAAAGCACAGGUGCUACUCUCUCGGCAGUGGGUGGGCACAGCCCCUCACCACGGACACCUCCCUGUACAGGGAGAGGCGUCCCUCCCAGCCUCAGUUUACCCAUAAAUGCACUGGGGCGAGGUCAGAAAUCACAAGCCUGGGCAUGGCCUGUGUCACACCCUCCCCACGGCCCCACCGACAGGGACCUCAGCUCCUGGGCCCGGGAUGUUUUCCCCAUUCAGCAGCAUUUUAACCACAUGUCCUCCAGCUGACUGGGACUCAGGCUGCGUGCCUCCGUCUCUCUGUGUGCUGGCUGUCCUAGCGCCCUGGUAACAGCAUCCUCUGCCGGCUCUCCUGUGGUCAUCUCGUCUCUGCAGCCAGGAGAGCUGCUUGUCCAUCUGUCACAGGCAGCGAGGAUGAGGGGUUGAUGGGUGCAAGGCCCUGGGGCUCCUCCCUCUUAACCUAUGUGGAGGCCAGAGAAACCCCUCCCCCAUGAGAAGAGGCUCAGAUUGCAGCCCCCGGGGCCAUGCAGCCCAGACCAGACCUGCCAGGGUCUUGCAGGAACUGUACUCCUGCUUCUGCGACACAAAUCGGAACAGCAGCGGUCCUGAGAGGGUUUACAAUUUGCUUUUUCCGCCAAUCAGAACUGUGGACAAAACUUCCUGUUUUCUACACCGCAGCUGUCUGUUCACCUUCAGCUCAGAGAGCACUCCUGACCUUUCAUAAUGAAAUGGAAGCCUCCCCUUGUCUGGCAAAUAAUAAACUCAGUGUCUACUUUACCCGGCUUUGGGACCUUCGUGUUUUCCCGGGGCUCGCUGUUUUCCAGCCCGCUGUGGCCAGUGGAGAGCCACUCCCCUCUGGGGCAGUCUCCGAGAGCCUCCUUCCCCUCCGUCCGGCCAGCAAGGCUUUCCCAAGUGUCCUGGGCAGGGGUUCGGACUCUGCUUUCCACCAAGUCAUUCAGGGGCUCCUGAUCACACACGAUUGGCCUCACUGGGUCAGCACUUGUGAAAGGAAGAUAAAAACUCGAGACCACAAUUCACUCAACCAAGAAGAAAAAGUUAAGCUGCAAGCUGAGUCCUGCAAGAAGCUGCCUUUCCCUUUGCCCCUAAGCAGACAGCGACAGACGAGAGGGUCAGCAUCUCCACCAGUGACUGCUCUGUGUGCACCUUACCUCAUGGAAAGUAACGAUUUACUGAGCACGAGAUAAACAGGUAACUGUUCCCACCUGCUCCUUUUCUCCUGCAGCGUGGGGCAAUCAGUCAUGUGACCAUACCCUCCUCCCUCUGUCCCCUCCAGCCAGCUUUUGCCCUUGACUGAAGGCCUCAACAUCAUCUUGGGAGAGAGGCACAGACCUGUCUCCUGGGUGCGUCCUUAGCCUUGACAAAUAAACUUCUCCAUUGAUUGA
Molecule: messenger RNA, 5750 nt
Organism: Macaca mulatta (Rhesus monkey)
Lineage: Eukaryota; Metazoa; Chordata; Mammalia; Primates; Cercopithecidae
Source: RefSeq, a predicted model, not a curated record